This is a messenger RNA of Cloeon dipterum, 912 nucleotides long. RefSeq lists its product as uncharacterized. NCBI's taxonomy places the organism in Eukaryota, Metazoa, Arthropoda, Insecta, Ephemeroptera, Baetidae. The transcript has 4 exons. The record is from RefSeq and is a predicted model, not a curated record. Bases 113 to 568 code for a protein of 151 amino acids.
GAGCCCCGGCUGGCAGGUGAAAAGCAACGCUUGAACCACGUGAAUGGGAGCAAAUUGAACAUUUUGUGCUUUUUAUUUUUACUGCUCUGCACUUUUGAGCUAUACAACGACGAUGUCAUCUGUCGUGUGGAAAAAUCUGCAGUUGUUUGACCUCGCAGAAGAGGAAAAGAAAGAGGAGAAAAAGGGCAAGAAGUGUGGUGGAAAAAGGGAGCUGCAGAUCGGUGCUGAACGACGAGGCGUCAAGAAAAGCAAGAGGAAGGCCAAAGACGAGCAAUUCCAGCAAAGGUCAACUAUCUUGGGAGCAAAAGGACUACUUUUGCCUUUCCUGAAGCACUCGGGGCCCAAACUAGAAGAAGAAAGCGAAGAGCAGAUCGUUGAAGAAAACCUGAAGCGAUUGCUCAGCUUGAGCCAAAUCUCUGCCAUCGAUCUCAAAUGCGCUGAAAAGAUUCUGGAGAGAACGAACAGGAGGGGAGCUCGACGCACAUUUGAGCCCAAGAAAAACACGAACACUGUAUUCACCGAAGCUGACUUUGCCAAGUUUGAGAAGAACUACGUUGCUGACGACUGAUUGUGAGACAGCCGAUCCUUGCUUGCUUGCUUGUCGCGCGCGUCCGGUUAGGCUAUCCUCUAGCCUGCUUCACUCUACUCUUUGGCGCCGAUUGCUGUUCCACGUCAUGAACUUUUCACGGAGCUCUCUGUUAAGUUCGCGUUGGCCUUGCCCCACUUUCCAUCCCAUCCAAUCUACAAGUUUACAGUUCAACCCCUGAAAUUCUUUCUUGAUUUCAUCCUUACCUUCAUAGAACCAAAAGCCUGAUUUUAAAAUUAGGUUUGUAAAAAUGUAACCGUUUUAAGCUAAAACAAUUAUUGCAUCUCAAAUUCGUUUGUAUUAAAAAAUGUAAUAUUUUUAGAUUA